Messenger RNA from Syzygium oleosum, 811 nucleotides. Its product is annotated as universal stress protein PHOS34-like. The coding region runs from base 147 to 656 and encodes 169 amino acids. Lineage: Eukaryota; Viridiplantae; Streptophyta; Magnoliopsida; Myrtales; Myrtaceae. The transcript has 4 exons. The record is from RefSeq and is a predicted model, not a curated record.
CCUUGUUGCUUCCACGCGAUCUCUCUCCCUCCGCACAGCUUUCAACCUUUCACUCUCCCCCCUGAAGGCCGGAGGAGGAGGAGAAGGUCGCGACGUUCGAGCAUCGGAGAUCGCCGAUCGGAGGUGGUGGAAGCUCUCUCCCCCACAUGGCGGCGGCGGCGGCGUCUGCGUCGGCGGCGUCCGAGAAGCAGGUGAUGGUGGUCGCCGUCGACGAGAGCGACUGCGGCGCCCACGCCCUCGACUGGACCAUCGACCACUUCUUCCCUCCCGCCGUCCCCGGUUCUCCGUUCAAGCUCGUCCUCGUCCACGCCAAGCCCUCCGCCGCCGCCGCCGUCGGCCUCGUCGGACCUGGAGCUGCUGAGGUGUUUCCGAUCGUGGAGGCUGAUCUGAAGAAGAGCGCCGCGAGAGUCGUGGAGAAAGCCAAGGAACUUUGCGCGAGUAAAUCGGUUCACGAUGUGAUGAUUGAUGUGGUGGAAGGCGAUGCGAGGAUCGUUCUCUGCGAUGCCGUAGAAAGACAUCACGCCUCGAUCCUGGUAGUUGGUAGUCAUGGUCAUGGAGCCAUAAAAAGGGCUGUCUUAGGUAGUGUGAGCGACUACUGUGCUCACCAUGCUCAUUGCACCGUGAUGAUCGUGAAGAAGCCCAAGGCUAAGCACUGAGUUCCCUUCUCUGCUUCUGCAGAAUCUGUAAAUGUGGUGUUUGUGUGCUGUCAUAUUGGGCACACAGAUAUCUAGCUCUGUAUUCCGUAUGUCUGUGGUACUUCCGUUUGUAUUUUGUAUGUUGAAAUGCCAUUAUGAAAGUUCAGUUUGGAGAA